Messenger RNA from Cercopithifilaria johnstoni, 654 nucleotides. The record is from the annotation of a GenBank genome assembly. Lineage: Eukaryota; Metazoa; Nematoda; Chromadorea; Rhabditida; Onchocercidae.
AUGCCUUAUACUUUGCGAAGACGUGAAAGACAUAGUGAUUUUCUGAUCGAUCCGCCAUUAACGAAUAUUAGUGCACGUUUCGCAGCUGAACUAGGUUUUACAAUGGCUCAAAACUUGCCUACAAUGGUUUAUUCAGCACCGGAAACAGCAGUGGUACAAACUGCUCAGCAUUUUAUUAAUGGUAGUGAAAUUGGCAUGAACUGGUUGAUCGAGCCAGGACUUGUCAGAUACUUCUCAUCUAACGAACUCAGACCAAUUUUCACAAUACGAAUUCAACAAGAGACUAUAUACACUAUGGAAGAAAUUAAUAACAUUAUUGGAAAAGAAACAAUUGAUGAAUUUGAGGAUAGAAUUGCAAAGGUCGUCUCAAAGCUUAAAUUUCCUCGUAAGGCAAGCACUGUUCUGAUUGCUGAAGACAACGUCCUCAAUGCCAUUAUACAGAAAUUCAUCCGUAACGGUAAUAAGUUAACCACAAAACAGCACCUAACAAUAACCAAACGAAUUCCCCGACUUUCUUUGAUGCAUUUCGAUAUUGACAGUGAUGGAAGAUGGAAGCCAAGUUCUGCAUCGUUGCCUGGGUUACAAGGUGCUACCCGCACUAUGUUUAAUCAACCUGAUAUCAGCUUUCUGAUCAGACCGACUCGUGAUUUUUGA